Carassius auratus (goldfish) is the source of this 1025-nucleotide messenger RNA. RefSeq names its product ubiquitin domain-containing protein 2-like. The record is from RefSeq and is a predicted model, not a curated record. Bases 545 to 937 code for a protein of 130 amino acids. Lineage: Eukaryota; Metazoa; Chordata; Actinopteri; Cypriniformes; Cyprinidae. The transcript is spliced from 2 exons.
UUAUGUCACUUAACUUUCACCUUUUUUAACCAUGCCACUAUGCCAUGUCUUCUUCCCAGGCAUGUUUUCAACUGUUCAGCAUUAAACGUUGUAUCAACAUUGAUUCAAAGAUAAUACAAUAACUGACCUUAUUUCAAACAUAUUUAAACGUUGCAUGUUGGUCAUGUCGGCUGGUUUUCAACCAUUCAGCAUUAAACGUUGUAUCAACGUUAAAGGUCGGUCAUGUGCAGACUGGGAUUGUUCGUCAUAUUCAAAACCCAUCUCGGACACUAUCUGGCCGUGUCUCAAAACAAAGUAAGCUGCCUAACGUUACCUAUAAAAGUAUUUUGAAACCUCAAUGCGCGUUCCGAUUGUAUUGUGAACAGGCAGCUUACUGUUUUGAGUCAAAGCCGGAGAAGGGUCUGUCUGCAGCCCUUGCAAAGCCGAGUGUGCCUGCACACACCGCCUCUCUCCAACGGAUGCCCGCGCCCUGUCAAUCUAUCCCCCAGCAGAGAGCGGACGGGGAGAAACCGAAACAGAGCGGGUCCGCGGGGGGAAGAGGCGCAUGAAAACAUCCAUGGGUGGCUGUGUGGGCAGUCAUCAUGAUUCUUCAGGCAGUUUAAACGAAAACUCGGACGGAACCGGAGUUGCUCUGGGGCGAAACCAGCCCCUGAAGAGAGAGAAGCCCAAAUGGAAGAGCGACUACCCAAUGACCGAUGGGCAGCUGCGCAGCAAGCGUGAUGAAUUCUGGGAUACAGCACCAGCUUUUGAAGGCCGCAAGGAAAUUUGGGAUGCACUUAAGGUGGCUGCCCAGGCCUUUGAAAGCAAUGACCAUGAGCUUGCUCAAGCCAUAAUUGAUGGUGCCAGCAUAACAUUACCACAUGGUAAGAGGCGUGUGCUUUUUACCGCCAUGAGGGCUGCCGCUUCUGCGUCUGUAAAGUGCAUUUGCAGCUUUUGACCGCUGAGUGGCGCUUUAAACACAAGUUAUCAAACAAGCGCAUCACAGCACAUUUUCGCAAAUAGACGUCAGUUUUGCCUCGCUGAUG